This is a messenger RNA of Arachis duranensis, 471 nucleotides long. Its product is annotated as serine/threonine-protein phosphatase 7 long form homolog. The transcript is spliced from 2 exons. The record is from RefSeq and is a predicted model, not a curated record. NCBI's taxonomy places the organism in Eukaryota, Viridiplantae, Streptophyta, Magnoliopsida, Fabales, Fabaceae. The coding region runs from base 1 to 471 and encodes 156 amino acids.
AUGGAGACGUGGGAGUUGGUGGAGCGGCUACUAGGUGCCAGGCCUCUGGUGGCUCCACAGCAGGCGGCGCAGAGGAAAGAGUCGUUCAUGCUGAAACUCGUAUGGCUACGGGACCAUAUCCGCCAGAUGCCCCCGACGGAUGACCUAGAGACCCUCCGACAGUACGCUAGGUGCUACAUCAUCUUACUGAUCAGAGGCUAUCUAAUGACGCACAAAUCGAACAACUUGGUCCACCUGCCUUGGCUCCCACUUCUUCAGGACUUCGGGCGGUGCCAACCGUUAUCUUGGGGAUUGGCCAUGCUGGCCUGGACGUACCAGUCAAUGUGCUCGGCGGCACACCGUGGCGUCAUGAACAUCGCUGACUACACCCCGCUGUUGAUGUCCUGGAUAUACCAGAGAUUUUCUCAGUGGUGUCCACCAAAGCGAGGGAUCUACAUAUAUCCUAUGGCUGCGAGGUUGGUUGGAUUGUAG